AUGAGUCAGCCUGAUCACGACCGCCUAAUAAAGCAGUUGAUGGAAGUAGUCCGCACAUCGGAAGAUACCGCAAGACAUUAUUUGGAAGCCUACAAUUGGAACAUCGACGUAAGUUCUUUAUCCUCUUCGCACGUACAAUACUGGCUUUGAAUAUUCGACCCCACACGCAAGCUCUCUUUAGAGGCUCUUAUGACUAUUACCAUUAUAUUUAUGAAAUACUCUGUAACACAGAAACUAUCUGGAACUUAACGCGUUUUGGUUCAACGGACUACUUACAUAGUUUGACAUAUGAUGCGAUAUGCUGCAUGAACAUGUCGUCCUGUAUCUCAUUCGCAAAAGAAUAUAUAUUUAUGCAAAUGAGUUAUUAGCUAAUGACGAAGUUGGUUUUAAUAUAAUAACGUUGGAUUAAAUGUUUGGAAGGUGGGACCUCGGUUACCAGAUCACUAACUGGAGCAAACGUUAAUCGAUAGUCCGUUUUGGGUGGUGGCAUCCUGUGUAAAGGGAUUUUCUUUCAAUUGACAAUUGCCAUCUUUCCAAAACAAGAUUUUGAGGAUACGCGAGAAAUAUUAGUCGACGCUUUUACCGACAGGAGUGCAGAUCUGAAGAUUUUUAUGAAGCAAAUCACAGGAUGCCCACCAUUUUGUGAGGAACAAGUCCAUCUUAUCCCCAUAAAGACCCCCAAUUCCAUCGUAUUUUGCAAGCGCAAACCGCUCUCGUGACUUGCUAUAAUGGAGAGCAGCGUAAUGUUUUAUCCGCCUCGCCUAAUUUUAUAUUAGCGAGUUUGUUACAUCACCCCUGGGUUACUGAAGCAGACCCUCUGUUGCGUUAGUUUAAAGUUGCCCGGGUUUCCAUUCGCAAUGCCCGAAUAAGGGGUUCUACGCAUUAGGGUAGCAGGGGCACCUCACGCAGUCUCGAACGAUACUCCGUGCGCCAAUACUUAAGAAAGUUCAGAAUCGCUGUUAGAACAAUUGUUGCAUAAGCCUACUUAACAUGUUUGCAAACGUUAUCGCAACAGUUCUCAAGAAGCUUGAACCGAACAUUUCGUGGGGCCUCUUGCGUAUUUUAAGUACAGACGGGUCCCCAACAGGCGUUCCGAUCGUUUAUUCAAGUUUUCUCUGUCGCUUCGGCCUAAGUACCCAGUCACAAGGGAGUAGUGAUAGGCGAACUUAUUCAAUAGCGGUUCACAGUCACUAGGUCACGGUGCCGUCACCGGGCUUUACAGCAUUUUAUACGGCAGUCCAUAUGCCAAACCAUAGCCCUCCAUGUUGUUAUAGCACUAUCACUGCUGGUUUGCCACUGCUUAUUCGCCAGGCUCUAGAUGAAGCCUUUAUUGUAUUUAACUUUCACUGAUGGGCGUUCACUAUCUGCCGGAUAGCCAGUAGCUAGUGCUUGUACAUACUUGUACUUAGUGCGAUUGUGAUAAUGCCUGAUGUAACCAGUCUCAAUAAUGUCACUUACCGUUCCUCGCCAUAUGUGAAGAUGCGCGGCAACGAAUCUGGACGACUCGAUCCAUUCUCUUCUCCGUCGAAGAAGACGGAAUACCGAAGGUUCAAGAACCACGUCCAUGUUUUGACAAGCCAUUUCUAGCCAGGUUUUGAGUUGGCAUCCUCUUCAACGUCUCCAGGAGGGUAUCGGUGCCGCAUCGGAGGCAGUAUAACUGAGCUCGUGGGGCGGACGACGGCGAAUGUUCCCAAACCACAGCCGUCUUUUUAAAUGGCGUGGAAUAUCCUGAUAUUGUCGCAACGAGUGCUGACUGUCUCAUUUGAGAAGAAGUCGGCAAACCCCAUUAGAAGGGUGAUCCUCAAUCAGCGGUGUCUAGAUACUUCCAGUUUUAGCCCAUUUUCUACGCUCAUCGUCGAGCAUUUACAACCGUUGCGGUGGACGGACCGGACUAAUGCACAGUACCUGCGCAGCUUCGUGGUGGUGGAGAUAUCGCGUCGGUUCCACGUGCAUUUUCUAAGGAUUGAAAAAUGCAUGCGAGCAGCACCGACUCGGGGGACAAUGUCGUCCUUACUCCUGGUCACUGGACAGCAAUCUCGCCCCGAGUUAGUUGGACUGUCUAAUUCUCCAAAUUGACAGCUACUUAUUCCAAAGGGUGCUUUCUUCUGGUCAGAGACGCAGCGCAAAAAUAAUUUGGUCUUUCUAACACCUAUGGAUAAACAAAUUGAAGUAUCGACUCCAUUCGCUCAUGACACCAUGACUGUAGAUAACCAAAGCUUGAGACCUUCAAUGCGAUAUCGUCAGCGUCUAGAUCAGUUAGCCCGCGCCCAGGUGUGGACGUUACACCUACAAAACCGUGUAGGGCCCAUCCGGCAAUCCAGUCAAUGGCUUAGAUGGGCAGAAUAGGUGACAGGAUGCAACCUUAUUGAGAAUCAGAUAGGAUUUUGAACGGUUAGGAAAGUUCGUUAUGGACGAGCACUCGAGCAAUGCUAAUUCUCGGUCAUGGCCAUGAUUUUGGCCCAAAAAAUCGUCAAUUUCCGCUAUUCGCCACAGGGACUCGUGGUGAGCGGAUUCAUGCGCAGCGGUGAAGUCAUUAAAGCAGACGGCCAUCGGUCAUUGGUAGUUAUGGCGAAAUUCUAGAAUGCAUCUCAGUAUGAACAUCUGAUUCCCACAUCCACGCCCUGCGCGGGAUCUGGCCUGGUUGAACUUUGUCCAAAAGUCGCGCACAGAGGAGAAUCGUCAGGGAUGGACAACAGUGAAGAAUUUCGCAGCGAUGUUGAUAAGGCUUAUGUCGCGGCAGUUUUCUCACUGCCUCAUCUACCUUCUUAAAGAAAGACACAAGGAUUCCCGAGCCCCUGUCAUUAGGAACUACCUCAUCUCUCCACGCUUGUUUAAUCGCCUCAUGGGGCCAGGGCGCCAGUGUUCGUGCAAGGCUUGCAGAAUUCAACGAGGAUACCGUCCUCUUCGGGUGCCGUAUUGUUGCGCAGUCUCUGUAUUUAUCGGCUUCUAUCAAAAGAUAUCGGACGACACAGCAAAAGCUGGAUAAUGACGAAAAACCGCCGGAGAAGAAAGCGAGCGUGUGAUGAGUUGCUCAUCAAAGUUGAGGCGCUCGAAGUGCUAGCGCCGGCAGUCGACAGCCGAAUUGUCAGCAGUAAAGUUUCCAUUCACAUCGCGAACAGAUCAACUAAGUGUCUAGGGCUUCUCACCAACUUGACAGAUAAUUUUGCCAAGGGUUAACUCGCUUUCUUGUCCGCAACAAACGAUUGUACAGUCACUCACGAACAGGAGCGAUAAACUGCCCUCUGCUUACCCAUCGAUGGAGAUUGCCUGACGAUUUUAUGUGCUGACACGACCGGAAUAUUUCACGAUUUGAUUUAGUUUUUAUCGGACACUGGCCAGCCGGUGAUAUGAGUGUUUAUCUACCUAGGCUGUCACCAUUCGCAUAAGACUGAUAAAGUGACAUUUGGACCCAAAAAUUUGACGAAUUCAGGCUAAAUGCGGACGUAUUUUCAUGCAUUUGCAAAAACUUUUUCCCUUAUAAUAUCUCGUCAGUUAGAUCAUACUGUUGCUGUGUAAGGUCACUGUAAUUCAAAGAGACCGUUUCACUUAUGAGUCUUUAUUUUUAUACGAGGACGGACAUGACAGGAAAAUAGCCAAUUCGUACGUUCAAUAUAGUGUUUGUUUGGGAAGCUCCCACGAAGCCAUUUUGAAAUACGUUUACUUUCCAUCCCGAUAAGGGCGAUCAGUUUGUCGAGAACAUUUCUAAUGUCGUUGGUACUUUGAUUUGACCUGAUUUCUCACAUACCAACGGGAAACAACUGACUUUGCAUUUUGUGACCCAGGUUGAGUCAAAAUGCCACACAUAUUGGAUUUCGUGUGUAGGAGCGCCUCAAUUACUGUCAAAGGUCUACUUGACUCCGGCUAAAAUAUUCUGGAUUUUCCGUGUCCUUGAAUGCUAAAGACGACAUUUGUUAAUUUUUGAGUCAUUCUGGUGUCUUCAGAUGCAGUGCUUUCCCAUUAUUGUCAUUCAGUUCUGAUACUUAUCUACAAGUAUGACUAGGUUGCUUUUGACAAGAUCCACCAUCCGCCAACAGCAUGUUUGGCGGGCUGUCUUCGACGGAUUAAUGCACAUAUUUUGUCUCCUUUUCUUCCUGGAAAGUUGAGUUCCGAAUGAAUUAUGAGGCAGUAUCUGGUGUGCACAAUUUGUUCUACUAGGCCCUUGGUGAAGGUCCCUAAGGAAGCACCCAAAAAUCGCUGGCUACCAAGUCUGCGAGCGUCUAGACGUAGUAAAUAAGUUAAGGGUUUGUAGUUCCAACACCGAGUUGAGCAGGUGUCGGCUGAGUAAUCGUUUGCCGGUUUCAGCAAUAGAACCCGCCAUCACUCCAGAUAGAGCGCAGUCUUAACCUGCACAAAUUUUUUUUUAUCGUAAGGUGGACAUGCGUCGCAUCUAUCUCAUUCCCAUUAGCACCCGCCAGACUGGCAGCAAGUCAAAGUCGAAGUGAUAGGAUGUGUGACGUAGGCGCACUGAUUUAUAAGGCCAAGUAAUUUGAUUACGAGCCCAUAUAUAAUCUGGUCUUUAACCUCGCACUUGCUGACCUUCAUUGACAGUAUCGUGCAUCUCACAUAGGUGAAAGUCCCAUGAAGGCCACAUUAAGGAGCCAUCGCGGACUGAUACCCCAGUUCUGAGCAGUGUACGUCAAUUCGAAACUGUCCCGACCACGACUGCUACCACGUCAUGAUAGUUUCGAAGCGCACACAGCUAUUUACAUCGAGGAAACUAAUUUAGGGCAAUCUCAUUCCUUCAUGCCUGUUCCAUUACCUGUGACUUGUUCAAGUCUUUCGGUUAACUGACGAGGAUAUUAGACACUACUGGGCGACAAAGCCUCUGCCUUUCGCGUGCCACGCGCACACGCACGUAUGCUGGUAAACUUCAUUGCAGGAUUAAUACGUGAGUGGUGAGUGACUUUAAUAUAUGCGCAUCUGGCUGUUAGGAUCCAUGCGGCGACCGAAUACAUGACAACAGAGUGAGAAUGCUGGGUCAGGUCUUACUAGUUGUUGUCACGUUAUGUGCUUAUAACGGGAUAGGCCCCUGCAGUGCCUAAAUGUGUGUGUGCAGUGAGAGCGCGCAUAAUGAAGAAGACGAGUUUCAGAAGGCGGUCGAGGCAGGAGGUCCGACCGUCGUAGUAGGAACUUUAUUUGCCUGACGUUUUGAAUCCAUAUAAUGGCUGUUGGUCGUGACCUCAAGCACAGGUUCGCAGGUGUCCGAACCGGACAAUGCAUGAUUGGGUUCCGUGGUCAUAAUUUGAUUCAGUUGUAAUCGCCUUACAAUUUCCCAGUUUUGGUAGCUAGGGUGUCUGACCAAGGCAAACGUAGACGAAAGAUCAUAUUACAGUAGAGAAGGUGGAAGAGGAUUUCCUUUGCGUUUUUUUGCUAUCCAGAGGGUGGGCUGAUCGUGUUGACAUUAUAGGGAAUCCUCAGAUGUCGAGCAAGGUCAUGUCGAGACUUCCACGAACGUUGGGGUUGUUUCGCUGCACUUUAUUCUUGCAUGCCUGCCCUUUCCUACCGACUCUCUCCAUUCGUUUGACCCCGAAAAUAAGUACUCAAACUUUUUCGGUUAUUCGCCAUGCAUAACAGUUCUUCCAAAUUGUUACCCAGGCAUCGGGUUUUGUAUAGACGCACCCAAGGGAGGUCUUUAAUGUGUCCACGUGGCGUUAUUUUUGUCCACAUUGUCUGCGAGUCCCUUUCACAAAGUCACGUUGUGCAUGGAUGCUGCUUGCUGUCGAGUGUCAGUGCCGCACUAGGUCAGAUUUAUGUUCCCAAACUACUACAAACUGCAACUGAUGUCCUAUCAGCUAGGUUAUAGGACAAUUAGGACAACUUGCCCCAUUACCCGUUUAUAGUUUCGGCUGUCUUAUCUGAUUAAUUCGAUCGACUCUCACCACACCGUUAGGGAAACUUCGCCACAGAUGGAGUUUGUGGUGUUUAUUCAGUUCUGUCUCUACUAUCUAUAAUUAAGUCUUGACCACUGACUCUGUACUUCUUUUGCCGUUGUGACAGAUUUCCCCGUAGUUCAACUGUUUUGCUUCUCCAGACGAUUAGGCGUGAUAUUCACGGGAUCGAAAGUGCAGCUCGUCUGGUGACCGGCAAUGGACACGGUAAAACUUGCGAAUACGUUUUUUUGAAAUAAGCCGAGAAGAUGCGUGAGGGGACCUCGCUCAGGUCGUAUUGUUAGAAAUCCUCUCACACAGACCAGUUCUAUAUGUAUCUCACAUGUGCAGAUUGUCAGCAACAUGCGAGUUCCUGUGUGCUCGAGAGAAAAGCACUCACGGUCGUGGUACAACCUUCUGUCAAUAACCACACCGCGAUCUGUCUAAGAUUAGAUAGAGACAAGCUCCUGCCAAAAAUUCACGUGGUCUCGCAAUCUGGGUCUGAACUUUCAGAGACAGUUUUAGAAAAUCUGGCACAAGGCGGAUGGCUGUUGGGGUUUCAUCUGCGAUUCAACUGGAAUUCGGAACAAAAAUGCCAAUCGCUCCACCAUUUAUUGGACCAGGUCUGGGUCAAAUGUUCGGCAACCCCCCGCAAGUGCCUUCGUAUCAGUCGUUCCGAAUUAUGACACCCACCAAAGAGCCGUCACCGUAUUCUCACUAUUUUCUGCUUCAUUUCCUUUCAGUAAAAUUAACGUAGGUGCAAUUUUCGGCUAUGUUAUCAUAGGUCACUCGAAAUGCUCAAGUCACUCACACACACCGAGUUGUCACCCCUGUAGCGUGAUGACACAUCUUCCUAGCUAGUUUUUCUCUUUUUUACUCUGUCAUCUGUUCACCGCUACUUCGUUUUCAAGUUUUUGGUGAUAAGACGCACCCUACUGACUUUUCUUUAAGUUUUUACAUGCUGUCUCGAGUGAGGUUUUUUCUCCCCUUCUUGGGUAGGCCAUUUUUUCUCGUGCACAACUACGAAUAGCAAGGACCAAAACCGAACUAAUGCUCAGCUCAAGAGCGCAGUGGCCAAAGACGACCAGAUAGGUAAACUUCAGAGCCCUUUCGACCUUAGUUGUCUUUUAAGCGGCGGAACGAUGCAGUUCGCAUUCUGUUGUAACAGCAGCCAAUAUAUGCACCUCAGAGGGACUCUUUUUCGAGAAAAUAUUGGAUAUUUUGAUAGACAAAUUAAUUUCGAAGUUCGCCUCAUAUGGUAACCGAUUGCUUUGUUAGACUUUCCUCCAAAAUUAAUAAUGAUUUAUCCAUGGAAUUCUGUAUAACUCGCCGAAAUUCUGGCAAAGUCCAAAGGUAAGUAAGCAAACAUACAUGAACCUUGUCUCGAACGGAUAGCACUCAAACAUCUAACCCGGUGACAUGCCAAUUGAUCAAGUUUGCUGGGUUUUUUCUCCACUGUUUUACUUUCCCUUCUUAAACUUUGCUUCGAUUCUGUAGGAGGCCGUGCAGAAUUUCAUAAAUGAUGACAGUGACAUUGACGAACCGCACCCUGUGCAGCCUGCAGUACCGAUUGGCAUGCAGUCUGGCAGCAAUUCAAUUCCACAGACAGAACCCGGUCCACCUGCUCCUCCUCUUCCGCCUAAAAGCAGCUCCGCAAAAAUAGCAACCCUUUCCACAAUUUCUCAGCAAAAGUAUGUGCGCAUUUUAACAAAGCACUCUACAGCAGUUCAUUAAUUUGGUUUUCAUCGUUGCUACGCCCUUUUGAAUGUUGUUUUUUGUCUGAAUCCCACGUUACCCGCAAUUUGUGUGGCCACAGCAACCAACUCUUUAGAUACAUCGCCAACCGGGAUUGACCAUGUUUCCUGCAGCGCUUUUGGUAUUGCUGCCGCCCUCGUUAUCUCCUUUAAGGUUGUUUCUUAUGUCCAUCCGUAGUCCGCAGACCGAAAUUUGAUAUUAAUAUGUGGGCGGAAGUCCGUCAGCCAUAUCGGAAUAACCGCGUAUGAUUCAUAAACUACCCACAGCUAGUCAGUAGUAUAUACAUAAGUUGCGUGAUGUACCAUACUUGACAGUAUAGGUACUAGCUUAAAACUGGAGUAUCCACCAGAAUGCCCACUGGGAACGCUGGGCGACCCACUGACGAGCCCAACCUCUCCCAGAUGUGUCAUGCAGCGGCAGAAUUUUUGCAAAACACGCGUCUGAGCUUUUAGCUACUACCUGUACUGUCAAGUAUGGUAUAUAUCGCAACCUAUGUAAAUGCUUAAUUCCGUUGGUUUAGUCAGUCAUCUCGCCGUUCCUUUCAGAGACGUCGGAUUAAGCGUUGACGUAGGGAACAGAGCGAGUGUGUCCAUUCCAGGAACAUCGGCUUCCGGGAAGUAAGUAAAAUUCGGAUUUUCUAAGCAUCAGGUAUCUACAUUUGUUUUGCUGAGGACUCCGCAUUGUUAGGGUAGAUACCUAAGCCAACGAACGCUUCCCCAUACCGGAAUCCUAUGCCAGUGGUUCAGCUUUCUAUUCGUUCGCGCCUCUGCUCCACGGCUGCUCAGCGCACUCGACCCUGCGUACGUUGUCGCUCGAACCAUGAUGUUGUGCUCCAACAUACUUAAUAAUGUCGCGAGAGGUUUCCCUACAGACAGGCCCUCAUCAUUCGUCCCUAGCGAAACAUAGGGCUGCAAAGUUUAUUUAAGGGCCCCUCGGUGGCUCCGAAUCAUUGAGCUAUCGUCGUACUUUAUGGCUUUGGAUCCAACUUGAACGCAUGCGCUUGGGCGUAGAAGGAAUCGUAAACCAGUCAAGGCUUUUUCAGAUGAGACCUCAGAUCGCCAUAUUGGGCUGUUCAGCGCCUCUCCAGUAGCUUGGACAUGUACGGACUGAUCAUUUCGAGGUAAUCUCGUGACUCUUGAUCGCUCUCUGAUCUAUCGUGUCACUAACCUACUAGUAAUUAACAAGGCCGAGGGUUAUUCCGACAUGACGACUGGUGUCCGCUAUCAAAUAUGUUAACUGUUCCAACUAUUUCAGCUCCUGAACCACAUCCCCUGACGUGCCUGUCACUUAUCUUCUUUCUCAUCCUAUCCUAAUAGCCCACACAGCCCAAAUUCGGAGGACGAUAAUCAGGCCUUCUACGUUGGAGGCGCUGAGACCGGUGGCGGAGGUCAACAGGUGCUUGGUCCUCCGCGUCCCAAGAAAGGUCCAAGCGGAUCCGCGGGUCCUCGUGUGCGAAACCCAGAGGAUUUUGUGCGUGACGUAUUUCAACAGGCUCGCGAGGGUGGUGCCGAGACCCUGAGCAGCGCCCGCGUCUCCGAUCUGGAGUCUAAUCGACAUCCAGCUUUCACAGGAGCCGGUUACAGGUGAACGUUUGCCCUUUACACUUUUUUGGACAUCGCGACUUUCGACUCUAUUUGCACUCAGGACAAACGUCAAACACACCAUCCUCCUCAGUCCUUUCCGUUUCCUACAGUCACCACGUCAUCGACCAAAGGUAGCACUGUCGUUCUAGGGUAUUCGCUUUUAAUAUACUUUCCCCUCUCAUAAAAAAAUUCCCUCAUAAGAAAGUGUGCGACUAGUACGAAUGGUAAGGCGGGCCACUGUACUUCCUGGCCAGUCUCACGACGGAUUAUAAUAAUUACUAUUGUAAGGGACAUUAGUUGAAGCCUUGUCCUUCCGGAAUGAUUGUCGGGUGACAACCUGCACUACUCACUCGGGUAAGGAUCGGAUGAAGGCCCCCAAGCAUCUGUGGCAUACAAAGGAUACCUACUACACUUAUUUGAGUGGGUUUUAGUCCGACACGAUUAUUUUGGUUUGGUGUUUCAUCGUAAAAGUUUGGAUCAUCUGUUGUAAACGAUCUAGUGCAUUAUUUACAAUGACCUUAGCUCAGAAAGUCGGGAAGCGAUCGCCGUAGACAUUUAAUGUUUAUUUUUUUAUUGUCCUGCUUAAUUUCAGUUGCUUUUUGUCAAUGCCUUAGGGCUUUUCCGCCCGAAAAACAAAUUUAUCAAUUAUUCAUACUUAUUUUGCCAUUCCGCUAUGCAUACAUAGCCCCGCCCGUAAAACCCCUAUUACCAUCUUUCCCGUAAGACAGGCACCUUUGGCUAGUCGUGUGUGUUUGGGGUCCCUCACCCGAUCGUUGCCACUCGGGUAACGAGUCGUGUCCACAAACUCGAGCGUCAAUCCGAUUCCUCGAGGGGUGUACCAUUCAUCCUUGGUCCUUUACCGUUCUUGGAGGCUUUUGAUUCCGGUAACACUGUGUCAAUACCGGUGGGAACCUUAGUGACCACUCAAGAGAGAUUUACUGACACGCAGGCACAGCAAUGUCUAUUUUGGACUUGCGUGACAUCAACCAGCCACACUCCAACCUCAGGCCUCCAAGUUGUGAGACUUGACCUUGAGCCAGUCGCACUAUAUGCUGCAUGAUUUGCCGUUCGGGUCUGACUGGCUGUCAACGACGGAAAUUAAAACAGCGAUGCCCAUUCCAAUCUUGCCGUUGCAUGUCACUCAAAUACUGCCUACUUGUCACUACUCUGCCGUGGUUAGAUGGUAAGGGGGUAAGACGAACCAGUCUGGCUCUCCGUUCGUUGAGCGUCCCCUCCAUGUGAUCGCCAUUGUUAGACGCUUACUAGCAUGGCUCAACGGAUGACGGCUCUUACUACGGCGUCGUUUCACACAGUUCGGUGAAGUUUCAUGCUUGUGUGUUGAGGCUAAUGUUGUGUAGUCGCAGAUAGGAGGGCAACAGACAUUGACAGUCGUACGAUUGAUGCAGCAAUAUCAUAGGUCAUCGUUGGAUGCCAUGAACAGCAGUCAGUUUGCAGAAGUCUUCCUAUUUUUAGACCCGAGGGGAAGCGGCCACCUAAAUACGCCCACCGAUUGAGGUGAUAGCAGAUCGACACUCGGGCACAUUGCCAUAGCUCUCAGGUCUUGCUUCUCUGUUGUUUCCCUUUGACAGUCACUGCUCCGGUUUCCACGCUAAUUCGCUGUGUCUACCGGUCCCCUAUGAUGGUUUCGCAGGACUCUUGAUUGAACCCCAGAAACCUGAGUGAGGUCUCCGCGGUGUCCUUUUCAGCAAGCUCUUAUAGCAAUGUCGUCUUAGAAGAGUUGUCAUCUCAGGCGCCCAUCAGUGGCCUCUCCAUCAUCGAAGUUGAAUCUGCGUCGGCAUUGCACCAUUCGUGACAGUCAACCUAUCAAAGCUACUACUGUCCCCUGACCUCCCAUACAAUUCUCACUCUCUCACCAUGGUGCAGUUCACCUGUACGUCACCGUUGCUGGCACGGAAGCUGCGAUGAUUCUCGUUGGUAGCAACGGCCAACUUAGCAUAGUCCGUUAUUUUGACAAUUAGAGCAUUUCUAGUGGCAAAAACGGAGAACUCCCACAGCCAUAAGGCUUGCCGAAAAUGAGGAAAUAUUGAAUAUGCGCCCAGCUGAGAAGCGCUUCUUCCAUUCUUUCAAAGAUGAAUAACUCGGCGCAGGCUCCUUAGCUCGACAGUUUCGUAGUUUUUCAUCGGAAAUGUUCUAAUUUAGAAGCUUGACAUUUAGUACACCAAAUCUGGAUACCUACGUCAGCCUUUCAACCGGACUUUGGAGGUUUCUUAGCUUCGAUCUCUGCGAAAAGUCAUUCCCAUUUUCUUCUCGGCACUUACCCGGUAACAUGUUUUUUUUUAUUAGUGGGAGUCUUUGUUAGUGCCUCGGCUGUCUGUUGUCCUCCUUACAGGAGAAAGUUUUUCAACCAAAAGUUUACAAGGCUCCAUAAACAAUCACCUGUUUACCCAGCUGGUUGUUUCAAUUCGGAACCUCUUAUAAACUGCGUACCACCUGGUGUGCCUGGUAUAUAGUUUGGAAAAUCAAUCAUGAUAAUCUUCGACAUGUUAAGGUAGUCUGUCAUCAGAAAUUUAUUUUUUCGCGAAUUUUUUAAAUUUUGACACGAGUCGACCAGUAAAACCAGAUCCCGUAAAGGAGAAAAAUUAUUUUCAGGAAACAUGUAUUGAGGCGUCCAGCGAAUGCCUUUGCCGGUUUUCAAAGGCGUCGUGAUAACUGAAGAAGUGGGCAUGUUUUGAACGAUUCCACCUUCCUGAUCCUCAUCGCAGAAGCGCUCACCUUCGUUCUGAAACCUUUAUCCUUCUAUAACUUCUCGACCCACGACGUCUUGUUGCCUCCAGAGCUAACUGGCUUCUGUCACGGCGUUUAUUUUUCUCUGUUCUUCGAUCGUUUGACUCCCCCCUUCUCCUCUUCCUCGUCCCCCAGGUUAAUUCUAUUUCUAUCAUGUGUCACACAUUUUGUGACCAAGGCUACUUAGUGACCGCGUUUCCCGUCUCUUUUUUCCCUACCGUAGGCUUGGCGAGACUCUAAAUGAGCCCGCUGUCGUGAUUCAAGGCGAGCAGACAAAGCCUGAGAGUGAGCAGGAGCGGACAGUGAUUGUGAAAAUGUGGCAGGACGGGUUCAGUCUCGAUGACGGCCCUCUUCGUCCCUACACCGACCCCGAAUCUCAGGAGUUUAUGGAGUGCAUCAAGCGGGGUCAAAUCCCUAGGGUAAACCUCGCCUACUCACAGUUUUUUUUAGAUCUGAAAUUUGUUACAUGCUCCCCUCCCCCCCCCCCCAUUUUGUUCCCACUCUGCGGGCUAUUUCCCCCAGCCUUCACCCUCCGCCAAGCGGAGAUAGGGUUUUUAAGUGCUUCUCCAAAUUUGUACUCUGACCGCUCCUUUUUGCUAUAUUCCGGGACUUGAACGUUCCUUGUCUUCACGAGUUGUGUCUCGUCUUUUAAGACUGCGAAAGUGUUGCCAAGUAUCCCGCUUGUAAAGUGAUUUUUGCCAUCUAUUUUAGCCGAUUUCGAAAGUGCGACCAUUUUAACAUAUUUCAAAUGCGGUGAAACCGCACGAACUUCGAUUCUGAAUGCGGUGUUAGUAGUAGUAACAGUAGUAGUAGUGGUGGUGGUGGUAGUAGUAGUAGUAGUAGUAGUAGCAGUAGCAGUAGUAGUAGUAGUGCUAGUAGUAGUAGUGCUAGUAGUAGUAGUAGUAGUAGUAGUAGUAGUAGUAGUAGUAGCAGUAGCAGUAGUAGUAGCAGCAGUAGUAGUAGUGGUGAUGCCGUGUGUGGCACGCGCAGAGGGGCUGCUUAGCUUUGUCAGCCGCUGCGCCUGAUCUCACCUCCGGCCGUCUUACUCCGUCUUGCCACCAGACACAGGUGAUUGACGGAGGAUAGUGUGCGGCAGAUGCUGCUCAGACCUACUUCAAGAUAAGCUGGUUCACGCGCAAGUCACCGUCCCUUUGUGGAAUACAUGCUACUGCCAUGUCCGACUAGAGCUAACCCUCCAUCCCUCAUUCUCAUUUCCGCCAGCGACUUAUGCACGAGUAAAGAGCUGCCAAAGUUACCAUGUUCUCAGGGAAAUCUCGUUUGUACACUUGGUGCAUAAAACGUGGGAGCAUAAUAAAUAGUGGUCAGCGUAGAAGCCGCGAAUCCCAGGCUGCUUCCAACUACCUCAUACCUUGUUUCUCCGUCCACGAAAAUUCCUCUGCCGGACCCGCCCCACCAAAAUUUCGAAAACCUCUCCACACACUGGCCGUCCGAGCCGACCGCGCACAUCUCUACAGAGCGCAAACCUGCUACAGAGCGAACUGUUAUCAACACACGUGUUUAUCGAAUAAUUGUUAUAUGUCAGAUUUUGCAUGUUUCUGUUGGACUCUUCGCCUAGGUUACACUUUUUUGCCCCAUGCGAAACUCUUUUUGGAAAACAGGCAUUCGAAUUUGCGCGUACAGAACUUACAAUGUGAUUCUGAAGCUAUCCGAAUCGGCCCUAGUGCUAGCUGAGACAUCAAUAGUGCUUCGCUUGUUAUCUCGUAGCCUGGCUGCCCCUGAGCGGGGUUAGGUUUUAACUUUGGCAAAUAUUAGUCAUUAGCAGCUCUUGUCAUGAUGGUUUUUUUAUUUACGUGUAAGUUUUGCCCUUUUUACAGACUCAUUUUACUUUGUUUUCCUACAACUCUCACGUCCAUUGGUUAUUCCUCGACAUUCACUUCUGGGAACUCCUAUCUCUGAUAGAAUUACCCGUCCGGCAGUUUAUAAAUUAUGCCAUGUUCAUUCCUCAUAUCCUAUUCUGACUAAAUAUCAUAAGGAAGCAGACAUGUUUGUUCAAUAGCUGAUUGCUUUUGGUAAAUAAAGCGUCUCCGGAGGAUAUUGAUGUUUCUCACGUUCUACUCUACCACCUCAGAGCAAACAUCUUCAACUAAGCGGUGGUUGCCAAGUCGAAAGAACGGAAGUAGUUAGUGGUCUGGGACCAAAUGUGGAGUCCUGAAAAAAGCACACCACUUCUUCAAAAAAUUUUCGAAAAUUAUUCCCUUUUUGAGAGAAUUAGUUUAAGGUUUCCCACCGUGCAUAUUUUUCCUAUAACCAAUCCACAAACUUGCUCCAUAUUUUAUGCCAAACUUUGAUUCCCGAGCAUUCAGCCUUAGCCGCGCCACACCCUGCCCUUUUUUAGGAGCUGAUAUCCACUUCAAAUAUGGAAGUUCAUGUGCUCCUCGAAGACCACCACACUGAAUCAUGGACGCCGCCUCCAGCCCCAAAAGUCAAGGCUUUCUCAGGUACCGGCCACAUGCUAGGCAAUCCUACCCCUCGUGUCGUUUUCAACAAACCGGCACCUACUAAUGCGCCUCGUCCUCUUGUUCCCCAUGUGGACGAGGCCCUUCCCUCAACACAAAUCCAAGUUAGGCUCCCAGACGGCUCCAGGUGAACACACUUUCCUCUUUUAUAUCAGUACCACAGUGUCCUAUUGGGAAAUCUAUAUACUCGAGUUCAGCAUCUGAAGAAAUCUCAUUACCUUUUACUCAAACAAGCGCGGCUCUAAAGCAUCUUAUGCUGACAUCUAAACCCAUUGAAAUUGUAGACCUUUGUUAGUGGCUCCUCCAAGGCUGGCUGACGGUGUUGGAAGUAGUAACCGAUACAUUAAUGACAAAAACGGGAGAUGGGUGUUCCGGGAUUAUCUUUCAUCAGCUGUUUGUCAUAUCUCCCAGGUCAAGAAGACCUGAGGUUGGGACCCCAAUUCAGUUGGUCAGCAAGCUUACUGCUCUAUCAGUUGAAUCACGUGUUUAAGCCCUGUCGGCAGUGGCCGGGAGUAGUCGAAGUCACUUAGAAGUUGCAUUGUCUCGGCAACACUGGCCUGCUCGAUAAGACUGUCAAGACCGUCAGGGGAGACCCCUUUGUGCCGACCUGGUGUUGCAUGACAGGGCGAUCUAUUACGAUAGUCUGGCUCCUUACAGACCAUGGUAGUAAUUAUUAGUGAACCCUUUUUCACUUCAUUGGCCAAUUUUACUUGUCCCACAUGCGCGACUCGUAAGGGAAACACGGAAUCAGUUUGCAGGGCUGAGCGGCACCUCUUAACUGCUAACCGUCCAUUUCAAUACUUGUCCACAAGCAGUUGGGCAUCCGUAAAUGGCCGUACCAAUCCUGAUUUUUGGCUCCUAGAACCCCUAAGGCCCGCAACGAGUGCAGUCUGACACCUGUUGGCAAGUGAACUCGGUUAUAUGAGGGUGAUUGGUGCGUUUCAGUCAUCGCGGGGGUUGCGGUCUCUAAAUCAUUCUGUUAUGCUUUUUCUACUUUAUCACAACCUAUCAAUCUUCCUUUACAGGUUGUUAGUGAAACUCAACAACGACCAUAGAGUGAGUGAUCUGCGUUCUGCCAUCCUGGGGUAGGUUCUAAUGUUUACCCCCUUUACUUUUUUAACAAUAAGAUUUUACAUUAUACAUUAGCUAGUUUUCGCAAUCUAGGGCUUUUUUUCUUCCGAAAAGUACACCUCUGUUUCCUGAAUGUCGACACACCGUUAGAACGUGGUAUUUUUGCACACAGCAAACGGCAACACCUCUUGCAGUAUGCAAGUUUUUAGCCUUUAUCUUCAUUUCCUCGAAAACCGGCGUCUUCGGGCGGUUAGACAACCUGUUUGAAGGAAGGGAAGGUCCGUAUUGUUUUCUGUGAUACGAAGACUCACUUUCCGAAUUUGCGAAUUUGGGUUGAGCUGUCCAGAUCUGCUGCCGCGGAUCGUCACGCGUGGAGAGGUACGGCUAGGUCAGGCAUGAUCACAGCCGUAUCAAGUACAGUACAGGUACAUACGAGGCAUGCUUGUCUCGUUGCAUCUUGGAGCUCAAUCUACUUAACACUCAAGGACCAAAGAGUCCGGAUGCCACCCUGUGUCAUCCAGACCCGGAUUUCGGUAUUACUGCCUGAUGACGGUCAGUAAGGCAGAGAUAGCAGUCUAGGUUUCCCUCGUCUUUUUCGGCAUUCUGGAAUGAUUAUAUUGUAUAUUCACUAUAUACUUUCAGUGGUAGAAUGGACUCUCACUGAUCGCGUUACGGAAGAUGCUCAUCCCCCUGUGUCUUGAGGCUCAACCUCGAGCCCCGCGGGCACCGGCACGACGAUUAGAAAUGUAGACAGAAUAAAGUCACUGAAUAAAACAAGGGUUGAUGGAAUUGUCAUUUCUGGCGUGUUAACCGUCACCAGUUAGCCAAACUCCACCCCAGACUUUGUAGGCCCUGGGACUGGAUCUUGCGACCUGUUAGUUAGACACCCAACGCCCAUAUCUUGGUCAACAAUGUUAUUCCGCCCAUAUGUCUAGCCAUUAUGCUGCUGGUGGCGGGGCUGGAGAUUGAGCCCCAAGGCGCAACGGAACUUGUGUGUCCCAUAACGCGAUCCGUGAGAGCCUCCCUCUACCACUGUCAAUAUGCCCGACGGCAACUUAUGGGACAACGAGCCCGUGGCUCAGUGGUUCGAGCGUUUGACAUCUACCCAACGUGCCACGGGAUCGAGCCUUAGGAGUGGCAAAACUGGGGUUGAGUACGCCUGGUUGGUGACGGCCAAUAAGCCAGAAAUGGUCACCCCAGUCCCCCUUGUCCUGUUCCGUAAUGUUAUUAUGACUCUGUAUUAUAAAUUUACCAGUUAUGCAAAAGUAAAUUCUUAGAUAUUCAACAGUUAUAUAGUUUCAAGUGAUCUUUUACCCACGGACACAUCUUUUAAUCUGUCCUUCUUCGACUGCGAAUACAGUGAACGGCCGGAAUUCCAAAGUCAACAUUUCGGCCUCAUCACGGCCUUUCCACGGAAGGAGUUGAACAACGAGGACGAGACUCUUGCCGACGCAAAGUUGCUUAAUUCUUCUGUCAUUCUGACCCUCAAGUGA
Messenger RNA from Spirometra erinaceieuropaei, 16991 nucleotides. NCBI's taxonomy places the organism in Eukaryota, Metazoa, Platyhelminthes, Cestoda, Diphyllobothriidea, Diphyllobothriidae. The record is from the annotation of a GenBank genome assembly.